UUGGAUCUCCAGUUCAAUUUUAGAAUGGCAUCUGUUUCAGCUCUAACGGAGGAACUGGAUUCUGUAAACAACGAGCUACAUGCAAUAGACAUUCAAAUUCAAGAACUUCAGGAAAGGCAACAAGAGCUUAUUCAAAAAAAAACAGUCCUGACAAAGAAAAUACAGCAGUGUUUCGAGGGUUCUGAUGCUGGGGCAAGCGACAGCUGUGAUUCUUCACCUGCUGCUUGGAAUAAAGAAGAUUUUCCGUGGUCUGGUAAAGUGAAAAAUGUUCUACAAAAUGUCUUUAAACUGCAGAAGUUCAGACUGCUUCAGCUUGAAACUAUUAAUGCCACAAUGGCUGGAAAGGAGGUGUUUCUCAUUAUGCCUACAGGUGGUGGAAAGAGCUUAUGCUACCAGUUACCAGCUUUGUGUUCAGAUGGUUUUACACUUGUCAUUUGCCCAUUGAUUUCUCUUAUGGAAGACCAAUUAAUGGUUUUAAAACAACUGGGAAUUUCAGCUACCAUGUUAAAUGCUUCUAGUUCUAAGGAUAGAAAGAGGGUCACUUUGUUUGUGUUUUCAGAUUAUAAGUCACUUGGUAUAUUGAAGCGGCAGUUCCCUAACACGUCACUAAUUGGGCUGACUGCAACUGCAACAAACCACGUUUUGAAGGAUGCUCAGAAAAUUUUAGGUGUUGAAAAUUGUUUUACUUUUACUGCUUCUUUUAAUCGGCCAAAUCUUUAUUAUGAGGUUCGGCAGAAGCCCUCAAACAUGGAAGAUUUUAUUGAGGAUGUUGUAAAGCUCGUUAAUGGGAGAUACAAAGGGCAAUCAGGAAUCAUAUAUUGUUUUUCUCAGAAGGACUCUGAACAAGUUACAAUUAGUUUACAGAAUUUGGGAAUUCAUGCAGGUGUUUACCAUGCUAAUAUGGAGCCGGAAGUUAAGACCAAGGUUCAUAGAGGUUGGGCAGCCAAUGAAAUUCAGGUAAUGGUGGCAACAGUUGCAUUUGGUAUGGGAAUCGAUAAGCCAGAUGUGAGGUUUGUUAUUCAUCAUUCAAUAAGUAAAUCCAUGGAAAAUUAUUACCAAGAGAGUGGACGUGCAGGUCGAGAUGACAUGAAAGCUGACUGUAUUUUGUACUAUGGCUUUGGAGAUAUAUUCAGAGUAAGUUCAAUGGUGGUGAUGGAGAAUGUGGGACAGCAGAAGCUUUAUGAGAUGGUAUCAUACUGUCAAAACAUAAGCAAAUGUCGCCGUGUAUUGAUAGCUCAACAUUUUGAUGAAGUAUGGAACUCAGAAGCAUGUAACAAAAUGUGUGAUAACUGCUGUAAAGAUAUUUCAUUUGAAAGAAAAAAUGUAACAGAGUAUUGCAGAGAUCUAAUCAAGAUCCUAAAGCAGGCAGAGGAACUGGAUGAAAAACUCACUCCACUGAAACUGAUUGAUUCUUGGAUGGGAAAGGGUGUAGCGAAAUUAAGAGUAAGAAGUGUCGUUCCUCCCACACUUCCUCGUGAAGACCUGGAGAAAAUUAUUACACACUUUCUUCUACAGCAGUAUCUUAAAGAAGACUACAGUUUUACAGCUUAUGCUACCAUUUCGUAUUUGAAAAUAGGACCUAAAGCUAAUCUUCUGAACAGUGAGGACCAUGUUAUUACUAUGCAAAGAGAGAGGCCCGACCAGAGCUGUUUCAGGGUUGAACCAUCUCAAACUUGUCAUUCUGAACAACCUGAUAAAAAGGAAGGAAAAAAUUCAGGUAACUUCCAGAAGAAGUCCGCAAACAUGCUUCAACAAUCUGGUUCUAAGAAUUCAGGGGCUAAGAAAAGAAAAAUUGAUGAUGCCUGAAAUGAGUGUUACCAAAUUUUCUAAGAAAAGAUUAGUUUAUGCAUGUAUACACCAUUAUUUUAUAGUUAAUCAAAAGUUUAAUUUUAAAAACAAUUUCACUGAUAUUUUAUAUAUAUGGCGCUAUAUUUUCAGAGCUUAUAU
Molecule: messenger RNA, 1947 nt
Organism: Propithecus coquereli (Coquerel's sifaka)
Lineage: Eukaryota; Metazoa; Chordata; Mammalia; Primates; Indriidae
Gene: RECQL
Product: RecQ helicase-like
Exons: 13
Coding region: 25-1806 (593 amino acids)
Biological process (GO): double-strand break repair via homologous recombination
Cellular component (GO): chromosome; cytoplasm
Molecular function (GO): ATP binding; four-way junction helicase activity; 3'-5' DNA helicase activity
Source: RefSeq, a predicted model, not a curated record